AGUAACCAAAGAUACUUGGCAGCAAAAGCAACGAUGCCCAACGGUGGCGCGAGCGUCGAUGUAACCGUCCACCCGGCAGCCCAAAGGCAGCUUACAGCAAAAACACCCACCGCUUCUCAGAUAUUGCAUUCGAAUGAACGUGUUGGCUAUUCUAACGUUAUAAAAUCCUGAGAAUGAAUAUGAAGGAGGCGGGCUAAUGGUUCUAUGAAUAUUAAUUAACGAGGGGUUUGAAUGGGCCGCGCGGCGGGAUGAAUUAUUCAUGAUGCGGGCGGGCGGGCCGGCCGGCGCCUGCCUCUCCCGCGCUCUCGGCACCAAAGAUCCGUCCUCCAUUCCGUAAUGGCGUCAGUGGCCGAGGGAGGGACGGAGUGACAGCCGAGCGACACUCCCAGGAUGCUGAUAAUCGGUGGUCCGAAAUUUAAAAGAAAGAUACAUGGCCCGGACUGGAUUUUAUUUUAUUUUUAAACCCAAGAAGUUGUUAUUUAUUUUCUCCUCCUCCCAGGUUGUGUGUGCCCGUGUGUGAAACACGGCAACUGACCGGGAACAUGGAUCCCGCGCUCCGGAGGCAGAGUUCGGGCAUUGCGAGGUGCAAAAGUAGUAAAGUGAAAGGCGGCGGCGGCAGUGGCAUGAGCGCCGAUGAAGUGCAGCGGCUGGAUUCCAGCAGGGAAGGAGGAGGAGGACGUGCCUCUUCUUCGCGUUCUUCCAUGGUCUUGUUUCCCAGUAGGAAGCUCGGCGGUGCUAUCAGUUGGAGCAAUCACUCUAACUCGCUGCUUUUGAGGAGGAGACGAAGGAACCUUUCCACGGCGACACCUUGCUGUCACACUCGCAGUUUGGACCGCAAGAACAUGCCGGGACUGAGGCAGAGGGCGUUGAGUGCGACGGAGAAGGAGUGGGUUCGCGGUGACGUACAGAGAGGCUGCCUGCACAUCUUCGACAGGUAUUUGUCCUCUUACCUGCGAGCUGUCACCUGCACAUUGGACACCACUGCGGCCGAGAUCGCUGCUAAGUUGCUCUAUGCUGGCCAGCAGACAGGAGGAUGCAAGGUUAAGGCGAUCUCCACCGACCACGCAGGAAUUGCCAAGUUGUGUUCCAUGGACAGCACGGCUGGUGAGAGGAUAGGGGCACCGAAAAAAAAUACACCUGCCUUAUUGGCCAGACCCAGGCAAACGCAGUCUUUGAGCGCUAGAUCAGAGAUUGCCUCCAAUAAGCAUGGACAGAUGUGCAUUUCUACUCAUGGAAAAGGAGGGUUGUCAUUGGGCACUGGUACCAAUACUGGGAAAUGCUUAAAUAGUUAUACCAUCAGGUGCAGAAACAAUAAUGCUACUUUUGCUAGGGUUGGGAUGUCAUUGGAUAACAUUGCCACAAAGAAAGAAAGCAAUACUGUGAACUACAGACAGAUGUGUUCAGUACCUGUCGCUGCCAGAGAAGAGCCAAAAUCAGAUUCUGAAAUUAACAGGCUCAAUUUCUCAUUGAGUGGUAAUACUAAUCGACUAAAAUCUUUAAACAAUACACUUGUCAAAUUGAUGGCUGAGGACACUGUUGCUGCUGGGCGUAGGCCUUCACUGGACAGCUUAACAGCACAUAAUGAAUAUGUGCACUGUGAUGCUACAAAUGGUACUGUGACCAAGGAAGAAUGCUUGGACAAGCCUGAGCUAAGGCAAGACACCCUUUCUGACAAACAAGGUUUGCAGGACUUUGAUGACGGCAGGCUGAAGUCCUUAACUCAUGACACUCUGAGAAUGGGGACAUAUGAUGACAUGCCUGCAUCAAUGAUGUAUGUGCAGCUUCAUGGUGAAACAACCAGGAGGCUGGAGCCACAUGAAAAGCCCCUUGAAAUUCAAAAUGAGUAUCUCUUUAAACUUGGAUUUAACAAUCCGUGCAGGGUGCAAGAAGAAGGAAUGGAUGUGGAAAUUGGCUGCUUGAUUCGAUUUUAUGCAGGAAAACCGUACACCAUUGAGCACUUGGAGCGAAUCCAGCUGAGUGGGUUGUUCAAUGUUCGAAAGGGGAAAAUGCAGCUUCACAAGUGGACCAGACGUCAGGUUAUCCUGUGCGGAACUUGUUUGAUAGUUUCAUCUGUGAAAGAAUGCCACUCUGGAAAAAUGCAUGUUCUGCCUUUGAUUGGGGGAAAGGUGGAAGAAGUGAAAAAGUACCAGCACUGUUUGGCUUUCAGUUCAUCAGGUCCACAGGGUCAAACCUACUACAUCAGUUUUGACAUUUUCCCAGAAUAUUUACGCUGGCUACGGCAGGCUUCAAAGAUUGUAUCCCAGCGAAUUAGCUCAGUUGAUUUAUCGUGUUGCAGCUUGGAAACUCUCCCAAACAAUCUCUUCUAUAGCCAGGAUCUUACUCAUUUGAACCUGAAACAGAAUUUUCUCAAGCAGAAUUCAGAACCUGGAACAAAUGGAGGACUGAGUGACCUUCAAAGGUUCAUGAAGCUGAAAAGUUUAAAUUUGUCAAAUAACCACAUGGGAGAAUUCCCUUUAGCUGUUUGUGAUAUUCCAACUCUAUCAGAGCUCAACCUUUCCUGCAAUGCUCUCCAAUUUAUUCCAACAACAGUUGGCAGCAUGGAUAACCUGCAGACAUUUCUACUGGACGGCAACCAUCUCAAUUCUCUCCCAUCAGAGCUGGGGAACCUGAAACAACUGAGUUACCUGGGCCUCUCCUUCAAUGAGUUCACAAGCAUUCCAGUAGUUCUGGAGGAUCUGACAGCUGUGGAGAGACUUUGUAUGGCAGGCAAUUAUUUGGAGAUGCUGAGCCUGAAUAGUUUGUGCAGAAUGUCUCACAUCAAACAGCUGGACUUAAGACUCAAUCGCAUUGCCAAGUUGGAGGUAUCAGAUGCAGAUUCCCUGCAACACAUCACACAUCUGGAUCUACGUGACAAUAAACUGCGUACGCUUGAUAGCAUGGUAUUUCAUAACAUUGAGGUAUUACAUUGUGAACGAAACCAACUAACUAGUCUUAAAGUCAGUGGAUAUUUUCUGAAGACUCUUUAUGCUGCUUCAAAUGAACUUGUAUAUAUUGAUGUAUAUCCAGACCCCAACAAUCUUACUUUUAUGGAUGUUUCCAGAAACAGACUGGAUAGCUUGCCUGAAUGGGUGUGUGAAGUUAAAAAGCUGGAGGUCUUGGACAUCCGUCACAAUCAAAUCUGUGAGUUGCCUCCAAGGUUGUUCUGCAAUGGUAGUUUACGCAAACUUUUAGCUGGUUACAACCAGCUCAGAAGACUUCCAGAACGACUUGAACGGACGCAAACAGAGGUUCUUGACAUCCAACACAACCAUUUAACCGAGUUGCCCUCAAAUCUUUUCUUAAAAGCUGAAUGCUUACGGUGCCUCAACGCUUCAGCAAAUAAACUGGAGAUAAUUCCUCCCUCCUGCCUAUCAGAGGAAAGCCAUAGCAUGUUACAGGAAUUGUAUUUAACAAAUAAUUAUCUCACAGAUAAAUGUGUGCCGUUGCUCACAGGACACGCUCGUCUUAAGGUUCUGCAUCUUGCAUAUAACCGACUUCAGAGCUUUCCAGCCAGUAGAAUGGCAAAGCUUGAAGAGUUGGAAGAAAUUGAUCUAAGUGGGAACAAACUGAAAACCAUUCCAACCACAAUUAUGAAUUGUAGGCGAAUGCACACCGUUGUUGCACAUUCCAACUGUAUUGAAGUCUUCCCUGAAGUGAUGCAGCUGUCAGAAAUUAAGUGUGUUGACCUGAGCUGUAAUGAGCUGAACGAGAUCACAUUGCCUGAAAAUCUGCCUCCAAAACUGCAGGAACUGGACCUGACUGGAAAUCCCAGGCUGGUCCUGGAUCACAAAACACUGGAGCUACUGAAUAACAUUCGCUGCUUCAAGAUAGAUCAGUCCUCAACAUCCUAUGCAGUUAGUGAGGCACCUAGCGCACCAGCUGUGUGGAGUCAUGGGUAUACAGAAGCCUCUGGAGUGAAAAACAGGUUGUGUGUGGCUGCCUUGUCAGUGAAUAACUUCUGUGAUGACAGAGAGGCACUGUAUGGAGUUUUUGAUGGUGAUCGAAAUGUAGAAAUACCCUAUCUGCUGCAAUGCACCAUGAGUGACAUUUUGGCAGAGGAGCUGCAAAAAUCAAAGACUGAUGAGGAGUACAUGACUAAUACUUUCCUGGUCAUGCAGAGGAAACUUGGAACUGCUGGCCAGAAGCUGGGGGGCUCUGCAGUCCUGUGCCACAUAAAACAUGAUCCUAUGGAUCCCAAUGGUUGUUUCAUACUGACUGCAGCCAAUGUUGGAAAAUGUCAAGCUGUCCUAUGCAGAGAUGGAAAACCAUUGCCCCUCUCGAAGAUUUACAAUGUUUGCUGUGAGGAAGAAUUAGAAAGAGUAAAACAGCACAAAGCUAUCGUCACUGAGGACAACAAAGUCAAUGGAGUAACUGAUUCCACAAGGAUUUUGGGAUAUGCAUUUCUCCACCCCUAUGUCGUGCCCCGGCCACAUGUUCAGUCAGUCACCCUCACACCACAAGAUGAAUUCUUCAUUCUGGGCAGUAAGGGACUCUGGGAUAGUAUCUCCUACGUGGAAGCUGUGGACUCUGUGAGAAAUGUACCGGAUGCUCAGGCUGCUGCCAAGAAGCUCUGCAGUCUGGCUCAGAGCUAUGGGUGCAAUGACAGCAUCAGUGCCGUUGUUGUUCAGCUAAAUGUUAGUGAGGACUGUUUCUGUUGUUGUGACGUGAAUGGGGUGCCACCAUCCAGCCCGGGCAUUUUCCCACCAUCAGUAAAUGUAGUUAUUAAGGACAGACCAGCAGAUAACUUGGGGAUGCCAUCAUCCAGCAGCGGUGUUGCCUCUGAGAUCAGCAGUGAAAUUUCCACCUCUGAAAUGAGCAGUGAAGUGGGCUCGACGGCCUCAGACGAGCCACCCCAGGUCACAAUGAAUGAUGGAUGCCCUGUCUUCCAUGGCGAGCAACGGUGUAUGUUGCACCCAGUAUGCCUGACCAACUCAUUUCAGCGGCAGCUCUCCAGUGCCACCUUCUCCAGCGCAUUUUCAGACAACGGACUAGACAGUGAUGAUGAAGAGCCCAUUGAGGGCGUCUUUUCAAAUGGCAGCAGAGUGGAAGUUGAAGUUGACAUUCAUUGCAUUCAAGUUAAGGAAAAAAUUGAUUUGCAUUCAACUUCAGAUGCAUGUGAUGAAGGAAUAGUUAUUAGUGCAAAUGAAGAUGAAAACUCUGAAAAAUUGAUGCACCUGAGUGCUCACAGUGAAACCAACUGGCUAGGAGAUGACAAGAGCAGGUUUGAGUAUUCCACGACAGGAACUAUUGGCAGGAAACGUGGAAAUGGUUCCGUUGCACCCUCAGAGAAGAGCCAUAAUUUGAUCGAGGUGGCAGCCCAUGCACCAUUGAAAAAGAGUGGUGGUUAUUUUGCUGCCCCUGCCCAACCAGAUCCAGAUGAUCAAUUCAUAAUUCCCCCAGAAUUGGAGGAAGAAGUGAAAGAAAUAAUGAAACAACACCAGGAGCAACAGCAGCGCCAAUAUCAGCUAGACCAGCUCCCAGAGAGCUAUGACACCCCUCUAUGACCAGAAAGAAAAGAACUAACUAGCAAAUUUGAGCAUUAUUUCCUCAAAUGUGUUCUAAUAUCAAGAGGUUUUGACUUACUUUAUAAAUCCUCUUUCCCUGCCUGUUAAACACAAUGAAGUGCAGCCAUUUUUUAAAAUCAUUUCUAGAUUGUUAUUAUUGAUUAACUAACGAAGAUACACAUUUAGUAUAUUGCCAGCAGUCAUUAUUGAGUAUUUGUUUUAAAAACAGAGAAGUAUUAAGAAUGAUCAAUUCUAGUUAAUGCUGUAAAUGUGGUACUUUUAAAAUCAUGGCUUUCUAAAAUGAAGUCAUAGAAAUUUGUAGACUUUAAAACUAACUCCUAGGAGUUGCAACUCAUUAAUGUGACAUAGUCACUGAGAUGUACUAAUCUUCUCUGAGAGAACAGUUGAUUCACAAAUUAUUUGUAAAUAGUUUAAAUGUUGUAUAGUGACACAUGGAGACAACGUUCCACAAUGUAGUGCUGUAUUUAAAAAAUAAAUAAAUAAAGAAUGCUUUUUAAAUUUC
Molecule: messenger RNA, 6027 nt
Organism: Amblyraja radiata (thorny skate)
Lineage: Eukaryota; Metazoa; Chordata; Chondrichthyes; Rajiformes; Rajidae
Product: PH domain leucine-rich repeat-containing protein phosphatase 1
Exons: 17
Coding region: 543-5504 (1653 amino acids)
Cellular component (GO): cytoplasm
Molecular function (GO): protein binding
Source: RefSeq, a predicted model, not a curated record